Anopheles moucheti is the source of this 5401-nucleotide messenger RNA. RefSeq names its product E3 ubiquitin-protein ligase Su(dx) (gene Su(dx)). Gene Ontology annotation, biological process: ubiquitin-dependent protein catabolic process. Bases 480 to 3494 code for a protein of 1004 amino acids. NCBI's taxonomy places the organism in Eukaryota, Metazoa, Arthropoda, Insecta, Diptera, Culicidae. Gene Ontology annotation, molecular function: protein binding; ubiquitin protein ligase activity. The transcript has 6 exons. The record is from RefSeq and is a predicted model, not a curated record.
CAAGCAAAGCAUUGCCACUGAAAUAUAGUUGAGCAGCAAGUUGAUUCUGUGUGCUUUUUGCGAAAAGCACAAGAAACACGAACAGCUGGCAAAGUGAGUGUUCGGAAAACUCCGAUUGGAGCAAGUGCAGUGAAUUCCCGUGAAAACAAGCGACACAGUGCACACGAAAACUCCUCCUGGGUGCUGAUUACGUCCCAUAAUAGUGAAACCCAAGCAAAUCAACGAGAACGAAGGCAUCAUGUGAAAUCAUCUCACCUGUUUCCCCGACAGUGGCUGUACGCAUCAAAACAACGGGUUAGAAAAGCAGGAUCGACCAUACGACGUUCACCCCCGGCAGGCAGAAAGUCUCCUUGUGGCGACUCUAGUAUUUUGUUCGUUAACUCACAACACGGCGUAGGGUGUUCGAACGGUCAGGCCCACUUACAGGGGGCCGUAUCUUUCUUCAAGCUAAACUGCUAUUAAAUCAACACGGCCGGCAGAUGGACGACGGUACCAUCCAUCAGCUGAUUGUGAUAAUCGAGCAUGCCACCUUCCGGAGCAAUGGUUUCCUUAAGCCCAAUCCGUACGUUGAGUUUUCGAUCGAUGGCAAAACUUCACGCAAGACAGAUAUCAUCAAAAACACCAACACACCGAAGUGGAACGAACGGUUCACAAGUAUCGUGUCGCCCGGUUCAGUGCUGCACUUUCGUGUCCUCGACCAUUCCAGUUUCCGCAAGGAUUCCCUGCUCGGUCAGCAGACGGUCGAGCUGGCGGGCAUUUUGCGCCACUACAACGGUGUGCUAGAACUGCUCGAGCUCAAUAUGGAUCUGUUGAUCGAUGGGACGGGUUCGUCGAAAGCUAGUGAACCUCGUCAGCCGGUAAAGGCGGGCGAGCUAGUUGUCGUGCUUGAUGGGUUAAAGAUCGAUAUGCGUAAUUUGGUGGGUGCUGGCGGAACGGGCGCUAUGCGUAAUAAUGAGAGCGCAAGUAGUAGCACCAGUAUGGUCAACGGAAAUGCGCAGCUGACGGUGGGUUCCACAGAAUUGGCACAAAACGGUGCACACUAUCACACGCUUCGGAGCAGCAUACUAAACGGUGGCAUUAGGGCGCGAAUGCGUUUACGUGGCACCGGUUCCAGUGCGUCACAGCAGUUGCAACCGCCGCCCCCAUCAUCGUCCGGUGCUGGUGGUAUCAUGAAUCAUGCAUUAGUUCCGUCAUCUUCUUCCUCGUCAUCGUCGUCGGCAACGGUGCACCAGUCGCAACAUUCGCCCGCUUCCCACGCUAGCCAAAGCAACAACAGCACGAGUAAUAACGCCACGUCGUCCGACUGUGUGCCCUCGUUCAACGAGUUCAGUAUAGCUGCUGGAUCGUACGGAAUGGGUAACGGUGUAAUGACGGCCGGAUCGUCUCCGAAUGGUGGAACCGGAUCGCUAACCACUGGUGCAACUUCCUCCUCAACGGGAGCUAUUCGAAGGAGUGGCAUUAACUGGGAUCAGCAGAAUGUAUCACCGGUAGCAUCCUCGAUGGCGGGAUCACAUACACGGUUGGGACCAGUUUAUUCGAACUCCUCGCAGGAAGGACUCAUCAACGGUGUACCGGGCGGUGGCCAUACGAGCACUGCCUUGCUCCCAGUUGCCGGGGGCAGCCCUGGUGGUGUAAAUGGAGCCGCCGGUAUGCCGAUGCCGAUGGGAGGAAGCUUAACUGAUCAGCAAAUCAUUCUGCAGCAUCAGCAACAGCAGCAGCAAAAUCCAAUAGACGACGAACCCCUACCGGCGGGUUGGGAAAUGCGUGUGGAUAAAUUCGGUCGGCGGUAUUACGUCGAUCAUAACACCCGCUCGACAUACUGGGAGAAACCACAACCUUUACCGGCCGGCUGGGAACAACGGCGCGAUCCACGCGGACGCGUGUACUACGUCGACCAUAACACACGUACUACCACUUGGCAACGGCCAAACAGCGAGCGGUUAAUGCACUUCCAGCACUGGCAGGGUCAACGGCAACACAUCAUCUCACAAGGCAAUCAGCGGUUCCUGUAUCCGCAGCACGCGCAACAAUCGAACUCGAUCUCGGUAGCCCACGAAGAAGACGAUGGCCUUGGCCCCCUGCCGGACGGAUGGGAAAAGCGUGUCCAGCCGGACAAUCGGGUGUACUUUGUGAAUCAUAAAAAUCGCACCACCCAGUGGGAGGAUCCACGGACCCAGGGUCAGGAGGUGAGCAUGUUAGCGGAAGGUCCACUACCGCCGGGUUGGGAAAUUCGCUACACGGCCAACGGGGAACGAUUCUUCGUCGAUCAUAAUAAUCGUAAAACCACCUUUGAGGAUCCACGGCCCGGCGCGCCGAAGGGUGCGAAGGGUGUUUACGGUGUGCCGAAGGCAUACGAACGAUCAUUCCGCUGGAAGCUCAGCCAGUUCCGGUAUUUGUGUCAGAGUAAUGCGCUUGCGUCACACAUUAAAAUUACGCUUACGCGACAAACGCUGUUCGAGGAUUCGUAUCACCAGAUUAUGCGUUUGCCUGCGUACGAGCUGAGGCGCCGAUUGUACAUUAUUUUCCGCGGUGAGGAAGGUCUGGAUUAUGGUGGUGUGUCACGGGAGUGGUUUUUCCUGCUUUCGCACGAAGUGCUCAACCCGAUGUACUGCCUGUUUGAGUACGCUAACAAAAACAACUACAGCCUGCAGAUUAACCCGGCCAGCUACGUAAAUCCGGAUCACCUGCAGUACUUCAAAUUCAUUGGACGUUUCAUCGCGAUGGCCCUGUAUCAUGGGCGGUUCAUCUAUUCCGGCUUCACCAUGCCGUUCUACAAGCGCAUGCUGAACAAGAAGCUAACGACCAAAGACAUCGAAACGAUCGAUCCGGAGUUUUACAAUUCGCUGAUAUGGGUGCGAGACAACAAUAUCGACGAGUGCGGGUUGGAGUUGUGGUUCAGCGUCGAUUUCGAGGUGCUGGGACAGAUCAUUCAUCACGAGCUGAAGGAUAACGGCGAUAAGGAACGGGUAACGGAGGAGAACAAGGAAGAAUACAUCUCGCUCAUGACUGAGUGGCGAAUGACGAGGGGCAUUGAGGAGCAGACAAAAACGUUCCUAGACGGGUUCAAUGAAGUGGUCCCGCUUGAGUGGUUGAAAUACUUUGACGAGCGCGAACUGGAGCUGAUGCUGUGCGGAAUGCAAGAGAUCGAUGUGGACGAUUGGCAACGCAAUUCAAUUUAUCGUCAUUAUAACCGUAAUAGCAAACAGGUCGUUUGGUUCUGGCAGUUUGUUCGUGAAACGGACAAUGAGAAACGUGCCCGUUUGUUGCAAUUCGUUACCGGCACUUGUCGCGUUCCGGUCGGAGGUUUUGCCGAGCUGAUGGGUUCAAACGGUCCCCAGCGCUUCUGCAUCGAGAAGGUGGGCAAGGACACGUGGCUGCCACGAUCGCACACAUGUUUUAAUCGGUUGGAUCUGCCACCGUACAAGAGCUACGAUCAGCUGGUGGAGAAACUAAACUAUGCGAUCGAAGAGACUGAAGGUUUCGGGCAGGAGUAAAAAAGGUAGGAGAUGGACUAAUAAUGGUGGGAAGGGAAUCGGGACGGUUCACACGGGGGCACGGGGUUUGGGAAAAUGCAAAUCAAAUGUGAUCAUUUUAUGGGAUAUAGUGGUUCUUAGAAAAUGUGGGAAGCCGGGAGCUAUAGGGAUGAUACAAUGAAAGUAUUUUGUAAAGUACUGUAUGAGUGUGUAUAUCUAUAAAUGUAUAUGAUAAUGAGUUGCUGUGUUCUCAAACGGAGAGCUCGUGUUGAUGAUGUUUAUUAAACAACAUACGGAUUGUAUGAAAGUUGCGAUGUUUUUUUAGAAGUUGCCCUCCGGUCACGGUGAAUUUUGUACUAAUAGAAAGAAGCGAUUAGUUUUGUGUUUUUUGUUUGUUUUUCAAACAGGAAUUGGGGUGUAAAACUACAAUACAUACACAAAUAUUCCUUGUGCGUUCUUCGUGUGUACAUAUUGUUAUGUAAAGAACGAAAUCAAUAUUGCAAAGCAUUGCGUAAAAUGCUAAAUUUUGCAUGACACAGCAAUUGUCCUUCACAACUGGUUUUCAUGGUUUAUUUGUUUCAUUCUUUGGUUUAUUCAUGGGGAAAAAAGCAGAUAAGGAACUAAUUUAUAUGUUUUACCGCUGAUACCAUAUUCUUUUGUUUUCCUUUCGUUCUACUCGACCGCAUAAUUUAUAAAACUAAAAAUGGAAAUCUUUUAGAGGAAAAUAGGAAACGAUAAAAAAACGAUGUUAGAAGCAAAAUUAUUACAUACAAACAAAACACUAAACGACAGCAAUUUGUGGGGCCAUCAAGGUGUUAAGCUUGUACUAUAAUUUCCGUAGAGUUGUCACUAGUGAACAACAGCAACCUACACUGCAUCUGCUCUUUAUUGCUAGCGAUUACUAGCUGUUUUAAUGAAAAGGAAAUGGAAAAGUGAAUGAAAUGGGGCGAUAUGUAAAUGUAUAGAACCAUAAACAAAACAUCCGGAAAAAUUAGAAGAAACAAUUCAUCAUGCAGUAGUAGAUAUCAUCAUUAUCAAUGAUGGACUCCCGGAAACACACUGAUACGUAACGGAUCGUAUCGUUGGAGGGGAAAUGAAAUAUAAUAUCCAAUGAUAGAUAUUGUAUUGUAAAGCAAAAAGGUAGAUAAAUAGCCACACUAAGCAAAACGGUUAAAGAUUGUUUUAAACAAUGACGAUAAAGAUUAAUGAAAUAGUUAUAUAUAUAUAUAUAUAUUCAUUAACACACUGGUUCAAGUAUAUCGAGUGUACUAAUGGGUUUAAACUAGUACAUAAACGAGAAAAGGAUACAAUUACGAGAACGCGAUAACACACCACCAUAUGAAAAGUGUACAGAACAAUAAGAAAAGGGAUCCAAUAAAAAGAAACCAUGAAUAAAACAUAAGUGGAAUAGAAAAUAUCAAUAAACACAAGAUAGCAAAACAUUAAAUUUUGCAAAAGAAAGGAAAUGUGUUAAAAAUCGUAGUUUACAGAUGCACACCAACAUCGUUCCACACAAUCUUUCUUUAAUGUUGCGGCAAUUGCAAUACGAUUUUCUUACACAACACAGCAAAAAACUAAUUUUAUUACAAAGCAAAGAGAAACUGAAGUGUUAUGUGUCUAGCAUUCGCAUCAAACUGUGUUCAGUUUGGUUGGUGCUAGGGAUUAACUUUAUAAAUCAUAAUGUGUUUGCAAUUUUUUUGUUUGUUCGCAGAAACAAACUGUACAGCAACAACCACAACAAUAUGAUGAAAAAAGGCUAAUUUGUAAUUCGCUAGAAAUAUUCUUCGGAAGCAAAAAAGCUAGUAUUGUAUUGGCAGGCAAAAAGAAAAGUAUCAUUAAUUGUACUGCGAACAUAACUGUAGCUCUAAAUGGUGAUGCUUGGGUGGAUGUGGCAAGCAGAAAGUGGAAAAUAAAGACAUAUUUCAAAU